This is a messenger RNA of Pyricularia grisea, 186 nucleotides long. RefSeq lists its product as uncharacterized. NCBI's taxonomy places the organism in Eukaryota, Fungi, Ascomycota, Sordariomycetes, Magnaporthales, Pyriculariaceae. The transcript has 2 exons. The record is from RefSeq and is a predicted model, not a curated record. The annotation marks the transcript as partial.
UCUCAUCCUCUCUAUCUACCUAGUCUAUUCACCCAAUCCUCAUCAGUCACCCGAAUAGAAUCCUGCAUUAUUUUCUGGUCAAUCACUUGCACCACACCAAGAAUACUAUCUGUCAUUUCAAGAACUGCCUGCCUCUCAUCUAAUCAGCACAAAAGCUUUCGAAAUCUCGGGGUUUUCUCACUAGAG